This is a messenger RNA of Naumovozyma dairenensis CBS 421, 1947 nucleotides long. RefSeq names its product Mrx1p (gene MRX1). The transcript has a single exon. Gene Ontology annotation, molecular function: protein binding. The coding region runs from base 1 to 1947 and encodes 648 amino acids. Lineage: Eukaryota; Fungi; Ascomycota; Saccharomycetes; Saccharomycetales; Saccharomycetaceae. The record is from RefSeq and is a predicted model, not a curated record.
AUGCUAAAAUCAAGGAUCCAAUGUCAGUCUCGUAAAUUCCAUGUCUUAUCGAUAGUGAAUUCUCAAAUCAAAACUAAGCUUCGACGUUUCGAGGAGCAUGGUACUUUGAAAAGGAAGACAGGAAGAGAGCUGCUAAAUUACGAGCAGAAGAAACGAAAUAAACUGAAAAAAUUGCAAAAGACAGCAUACCCAAAGGACCAAGCUCUUCAUAUUCUUCGAAAGAACUAUUCUCUUUCUAAAGUAAAAAAUCUGGAACCUUUCAGGAUAGGGCCCACAUCCCAAUCGGAUUUAAAAUUUUUAUCCUUAACUAAAGAUAAAAGGUUAUUAUAUACUAUUCUAGGUGUUAAUGGUGAACAGUUACGAGAUGCCCAUCUGAUAAAUAAUGACGUUAAAAAGUUUCUACAACGUGGGCAAAUAGAAAAAGCUAUCUUCUUAACUAGGAUUGCAAAACAUAGAGGAUCAGCGGGCAUGAAUACUAUUAUGGAAUAUUAUCUACAUACUUUGAAACAAGCACAAACAGCAUGGGAAUUAUAUAAUUGGCGUAAGAAAUGGGGUAUUCCUUUAAAUGAAUAUUCAAAUACCAUCUUAUUUAAAGGGUUGGCAGAGCAAGAAAACCGAAUAUCUAGUAAGACUGGGAAUUCAAUUCUAAAAAUUAUUGAACAGAAACGGGAUAGUGGUGAAUUAAAUCAAAUUGAAUUUAAUGCAGCUCUUGGGGCAUUAUCAAAUUGUAUUGAUAUCACAAAUGUAUUCAAACUUUAUGAGAUGAAAAUAGAUGGUAUUAGACGAGAUAGUAUCACGUUUCUUUGGAUGUUACGUGCAUGUUCAAGGGUUAAGGCAGAAAACUUAUUCGUAGAAUUAAUCAAUGGUCUACUAAAGAAAAUACCACCUCGUGUCAUAGACGAGAAAUUACUGUUUGAGUUUUGCAAGGCUUUACAUUCCAAGAAAGAAUUUAAAGAUAUAAAAAAGUCAACAUUAUAUGCACUCAAUGAAUAUUUCGAGUUACCAGAGGAGCUUGUUAUUAAAAGGAAGCCGAGUGAGAUGAUUAAACUACAACCCUUGUCUCACUGGAAUAUUGCUGAACGCUAUCCACUAAACAGGCACGUUGUGGGUUUAUUUGUAGAGGCGUGUAUGGAACAAAAAGAAUACAGGAUGAUCAUCAAUUGGUGGCUACAGUUGAUAUCUGGUCCAAAUGAAAAUAGAAAUAAGCUACUUGAUCUUCCAAUUAUCCACAUUGUCAUGGAAGCACUUAUCCAAGGACAUCCAACUACUUGUGCCAAUGAGUGUUUGCAAGCGUUUGAGAUCGUUAAAAUGUUACCUUCUAUUCCGGCAUCUAGACACACUCUAAAGCUAAUGUAUAAAUCUUUUGAGAAACAGGCAAUAAGGUCAUACACAAACAAGGAAGAAGAAAGAGCCAACGAACUUCUUAAGUUGUGCCAGGGGUUUAUUACUAAUUCAGAGGCUCGAUACUCUGAGAAGUUCAAGGGAAAAGUUUACCCCAAGCAGGUAUGGCAAUAUUUAUUCCCAAUUAUACGGAACGUCAAUGUCUACGGCCUACUUACGAAACAGAAUACAAUGGCAAUUCUAACAGAGUUUCUGAAAACCCUAAUUAUAGGCGACUUUACGCAGUAUGAUGAUACGGAAAAGAUAAAGUCUAAACAAAAGUUCCUGUACCUAGAGGCUAGCAGAUUUAUUUUUGCUAUUUUUGGUGGAAUUAAAAUUCCUGAUUAUAACUCUGAAAAACAAGCUUAUACCAAAGAAGAAAACGAUCUCUUUCAAUUGAGACGACUUUUAUUAAAAUUGAGGGCUACGCUGUUAGAAUUUGUUGAACACUUAGAGAAAGAGAACAUAACUAGUUCUCAUUCAAGAGAAGUUGCCAAUAAGUUAUCUCAUAGAAUAGACGACUUAGCACGCACUAUUUAUACUAAACUUGUAGCAUCUAAGGCCUAA